This is a messenger RNA of Anneissia japonica, 1383 nucleotides long. Its product is annotated as ribosome biogenesis regulatory protein homolog. Gene Ontology annotation, cellular component: preribosome, large subunit precursor; nucleus; nucleolus. Gene Ontology annotation, biological process: ribosomal large subunit biogenesis; ribosome biogenesis; endonucleolytic cleavage in ITS1 to separate SSU-rRNA from 5.8S rRNA and LSU-rRNA from tricistronic rRNA transcript (SSU-rRNA, 5.8S rRNA, LSU-rRNA). Gene Ontology annotation, molecular function: protein binding. Lineage: Eukaryota; Metazoa; Echinodermata; Crinoidea; Comatulida; Comatulidae. The transcript is spliced from 11 exons. The record is from RefSeq and is a predicted model, not a curated record. The coding region runs from base 5 to 1021 and encodes 338 amino acids.
UUUAAUGAUGGCAGCCGACACAGUCAACACGAUCGAAAACGUGUUGAAAAAUAUCGACGAAGAAGCUAAGAAAUUUAAAAGUCUAGUUGUAAAGAAAGAUAUAGAGCCUACUCUUGACUUAGGGAACCUUCUAGUCUGUGAUUCAAAUCCCAUUGUAGGAUUUGAACAAAGAAAAAACAAGAAUGAUUUUCUGACAGAAUUAGCAAGAGAAAACACGCAAUUGCUAUUUAAUGAAAUAUGGAAGCUUCCUGCACAAAGAACAGAAGAUGUAAUAACAGUCAAGCUUCCAGAACCAGUCACCAGACUUCCAAGAGAAAAAUCAAUUCCAAAACCUAAGGCUACAACAAGGUGGGAGAAAUUUGCACAGAUGAAAGGAAUACAAAAUAAGAAAAAGAGUCGCAAAGUGUGGGAUGAAGAAUUACAGAAAUGGGUGCCAAGAUGGGGAUUCCAAAGUAAGGGUGACCUUAAGAGAGAUUGGUUAUUAGAGGUGCCACAAAAAGCAGACCCAUAUGAAGAUCAGUUUGCUAAAAAAAAGAAAGAGAAGAAGGAACGUGUUGCAAAGAAUGAACUUCAAAGGCUCCGGAAUAUUGCACGCAACAGCAAAAAGAAAGUUCCAGGCGUAGGUGCCACACCCACAGUUGAUAAACCUAACAAAUCACAGCUUACACAAGCGCUACAAAUGGCUCAAAAGUCUACAGCAUCACUUGGAAAAUUUGACAAGAAAUUGCCUAAAGAACCAACUCAGAGAAAUACAGGAAAAAAGAGAAAGUUUCAACCUGUGAUUGGCGCAUUAAACGCAGAGAAGGAUAGAGAGCGACAGAUAUUGGAAACGCUCAACAAAAAAGGGAAAAUUAAUGUUAACCAGGCUGUAAACAGGGAGAUCAUGGAUGACCAAUUAACAGGCCCAGGAGAAAAGAAAGAAAAGAAGUCAAAGAAAAAGGGCAAAGGCCAAAACAGGGCUUUACCCAAAUCGAACAGGGGACCAAACAAAAAGUCAAAAAGUAAAGGCAGACAUCGAUAGCAGGGAAAUGAUGCAAAACAACAGUAGUUAAGGGACAAUCUUUAUGUGAAAAAUACAGUUGAUGAUAUUUAAAAGUGUUUUUUAAGAAAUUACUUCUGACUUUACUUUUACAAAGAUCGUGUCUACUGUGAUAUUUUGUGGAUAUAGCUCUUCUUCAUGUUUUGUUGAAUUGCAGUUACAUUUAGUGGAGUUUAUCUAAAGUACCGUAUGAGAGUCUGUCCAGGGUGGUCCAGUCUGUCCAGGGUAGUCCAGCCUAUCCAGGGUAUUUUAAUGGAAAUGUGAAAGGCUUUGCAACUAUCAGAUGUACACUGAUUACUACUGUACUUGGAUAAGGAUAUCAAUAAAUUAUUAGAUCAAAUGUA